AUGCCAGGGCGAACCAUCACGUCCAUCUGUCUCGUCGUGGAGGAGAGCCCCGUGCCGCUCUACGUGGGCAGGGAGGACGGCUCCGUGGACCAUUACGUCUCCCCCGAUGCCGCGUGCUGCAGCAGAGCGGCCCUGACAUUCUAUGGCCACACCAAGGCCGUUACCGCCAUUGUGGCGCCGUCGCUCGACGAGGUCUACACAUGCUCAAUGGACGGCAGUGUACGGCAGUGGUCCCCCGACAGGGAGCUGGACGUGGCGAAGCGGUGCCUUCAGGUGUCGUGGCUGCCGACACCGCUGCGGUGCCUUGCGAUGAACGAGGGUAUCCUCUACACCGGUGGCGAUGACGGCUGCCUCCACCUAAUUGAAGGGACGAGGAGUUCCUCCUGGUCGGGGCAUAAGGACGCCCUCUCUUGCAUCGCUUUUGGCCCAGAGGACUCGCAGCUCAUCAUCACCGGUGGGUACGACAACCAGAUCCGUGUGUGGGACGCCAAGUUAGGCAAGACGAUUCGGCUUCUUAUCGGUCACCUUAAUCAUGUGAAGUGUCUUCGCAUUGCUGGAGGAGGGGAGUUACUCUUCUCCUUUGGGCGUGAUUUGACAAUGAAGAUAUGGCGCCUGCCGGAGCACGGCGAUGAGGCAGAAGAGGAGGCGCCUCUCACACCCAGCGAGGCGAACCGCCACGCCACUGUCUCCUUUCAGGAGCCGACGGACAGCAAGAACACCACAAAUAACAACAGCAAGACUGCCGAGGCGCAGGAGGCACAGUCGGACACCGAACCGCCUCCAGACAACGAACCCCCAGCGGCUGUGGACCAGUACCGUGCGGCGGCGCAGCUGGCAGCAGGAGUGAAGUCUGCCCUUAAGGCGCGACCUGAUCCGCCGAUACGGCAGCUGUAUCCGGUUGGCACGAUUGAGAUUCCUGAGGCGCCGCACGUGGUGGCCGCCAUACGCGACGAGGCGGCGUACUGCUACGUUGGCACCUCGGAUGGAUAUGUGCUCGGCAUAAACGCGCGCGCAUUGUCACGGUCAGUGCUGCAGUUCCUCUCGCGCAACGCGGUGCGGGUGCGGGCUGACACACGUGAGACUCGCACCACACUCCGCCUCGCGACGCGUGCUAUCAAGCGACGCUGCAAGAAGGCCAUCCAGUUGAAGCAGCGGGAGCUACUACGCAUCGCCAAGAAGGCCAGGGCGGUGAAGAAGGCAGAGGAGCGGAAGGAGCGCGCCGCUGCACGUGCUGUUGCACGCGCGGAGAAGGCCGCUGCGCGUGCCGCCGAAGACGACGAGGAGGAUGAGGAGGAGGAUGAGGAAGAAGCGGAAGAGGACCCCGAAGAGGACGAACAGCAGGAAGAGGACGAAGAGGACGAGCAGGAGGAGGAGGACGAGGAUCCACUCGCCCUGUUAGACGACACCCAGCGCGAGGAACUGAAGACAUUCCGCCAGGAGCAGGAGAAGGAGCGCGACGACGAGAUCACGAAGCUGCGCGACGCCGCGACGGAGCGGAAGGCGGUUGUUGGUGCAAUCGCCGCGGCCACGUACGACACCGCACGCGAUCAGUUCUUCCGGCUGAGCUUCACGAGCUACAAGAAGAUCGGUAGUGAGGCAGUUCAGGCGGUGGUGGUGGCGCCAGGAGGUGUCUGCUGCGCUGCCCAGUCGGACCGCAUCGUUGCCGUAGACAUCACCCCCGGCAUCACGUACCUGUAA
Trypanosoma grayi is the source of this 1698-nucleotide messenger RNA. RefSeq names its product serine/threonine protein kinase. Gene Ontology annotation, molecular function: RNA polymerase II general transcription initiation factor activity; protein binding. NCBI's taxonomy places the organism in Eukaryota, Euglenozoa, Kinetoplastea, Trypanosomatida, Trypanosomatidae. Gene Ontology annotation, biological process: transcription initiation at RNA polymerase II promoter. Bases 1 to 1698 code for a protein of 565 amino acids. Gene Ontology annotation, cellular component: transcription factor TFIID complex. The record is from RefSeq and is a predicted model, not a curated record. The transcript has a single exon.